Molecule: messenger RNA, 567 nt
Organism: Mercenaria mercenaria
Lineage: Eukaryota; Metazoa; Mollusca; Bivalvia; Venerida; Veneridae
Exons: 4
Coding region: 1-519 (172 amino acids)
Source: RefSeq, a predicted model, not a curated record
AUGAACAGUCAGUGGAUUAAACCAGUACGGUCAGGGUCAUAUUCCGUCCAUAAAUUGGAAAAGAGGACUCUCACGGAACCAACACUCCUGCUUAAACCUUUUGUUAGGGACACAGAUGAACCCAACGACGGCACCUGGACAUGUCCUGUGCCCAUCCGUGCGUCGGCUGAAAGAACGAAGCAGUUUAAUUGGGAACGGCCAAAAGCUGAACGGAAGGCUUUAGUAGAAUCAGCUUCAAAAUAUCAGGCGAUAUACCUGCAGAAACUGUUGAAAGAGAAAGACAAGGAGAUGAAAUUGAUAACCAACCAAUUGAUUAAAUCGAACAAGGAAAAUGUAGCUUUAUUGAAGGAACUCGAGGGGUAUAGAGGAAAGAACUAUGACGAGCUUUAUAAAGAAAAUAUCACGUUAAAGGAACAGAUAGCCCGUGCCUGUAGAGAGAAUGUACUGCUUGCUGGACAGUUGAAGAAAGACAACAACAGAACCCUACAGAAGCUGAACUCAGUCAGAACAGUGGCAUAAUAGAAACUCAAACAUACUACGGAACUGUAAUACAGUGACUAAACUAGA